This is a messenger RNA of Closterium sp. NIES-65, 1584 nucleotides long. NCBI's taxonomy places the organism in Eukaryota, Viridiplantae, Streptophyta, Zygnematophyceae, Desmidiales, Closteriaceae. The record is from the annotation of a GenBank genome assembly.
AUGCCCCUCCCCGGCGCCCGGUUUCCCUUUCCCGCCGCCACGAAACCCCAGUCACGCUGCCCGGCGAUUCCCCUUCCCGUUGCUCGACUCCCUGUUCUCGCCGCCCGAUUCCCCUUCAUGCCUCCCGAUUCUUCUUUCCCGCCGGCCGCGUUCCCUUUCCCGUCGCCCUACUCCUCUUCGCUUCUCGCCGCCCGAUUCGCGUUCCCGCCACCCGCUUCCCCUUUCCCGCCGCCCGAUGCGCCUUCCCGCCGCCCGAUUCCCUUUUCCCGCCGCCAGACAUGCCUUCCCGCCUCCCUAUUCCCUUUUCCGUCGCCCGACUAUUCUUCUCUCCCUUCCCUCCUUCCCUCCCUUCCCUCCUUUCCCUUCAAUCCCUCCCUUCUCUCCCGUCUCGCCCUUCUCUUCCUUUCCCCCCUCCCUCCUUCCCUCCCUUCCCUCCCUUCCCUCCCUUCUCUCCCUUCUCUCCCUUCUCUCCCUUCUCUCCCUUCCCUCCCUUCCCUCCUUUCCCUUCAAUCCCUCCCUUCUCUCCCGUCUCGCCCUUCCCCUCCCUUUCCCCCUUCCCUCCUUCCCUCCUUCCCUCCCUUCCCUCCCUUCCCUCCCUUCCCUCCCUUCCCUCCCUUCCCUCCCUUCCCUCCCUUCCCUCCCUUCCCUCCCUUCCCUCCCUUCCCUCCCUUCCCUCCCUUCACGUCCCUGCCUUCCCUCCUUCCCUCCCUUUCCCUCUCUUCCCCCCAUUUGCUACCUUCCCGCCCUUCUCUCCCCCCUGCAGGCUAUCUCCCUUUUCUCGCUUUAUGCCUCCCACCGCCUCAACCUGCCUUCCCAUCUCCCCUUCAUGUCUCCCACCACCUUUCCCUUCCUUCUCAACCCGCCUUCAUGCCUCCCACCACCUUUCCCUGCAUGCCCAUCCCCCUUUCAUACGUCCCACCUCCUUUCUCCGCCUUCCCGUCUCCCAUUCAUGCCUCCCAGCACCUCUCCGUGCCUUCGUACUUUCUUCCCUCCCUUCCACCCUUUCUCACUGGGCCACUCUUUGUUCUGCUCGUAGGGGCAAACCGAACCUCCCAUCCCCUUCCAGCACUUCCCAUCCCCUUCCAGCCCCUCCCAUCCCCUUCCAGCACCUCCCAUCCCCUUCCAGCCCCUCCCAUCCCCUUCCAGCACCUCCCAUCCCCUUCCAGCCCCUCCCAUCCCCUUCCAGCCCCUCCCAUCCCCUCCCAGCCCCUCCCAUCCCCUUCCAGCCCCUCCCAUCCCCUUCCAGCCCCUCCCAUCCCCUUCCAGCCCCUCCCAUCCCCUUCCAGCCCCUCCCAUCCCCUUCCAGCCCCUCCCAUCCCCUUCCAGCCCCUCCCAUCCCCUUCCAGCCCCUCCCAUCCCCUUCCAGCCCCUCCCAUCCCCUUCCAGCCCCUCCCAUCCCCUUCCAGCCCCUCCCAUCCCCUUCCAGCCCCUCCCAUCCACUGGGUGCCCCUCCUAUCCAUACGCACACCGCUGCUUUGUUUCCUUACGCACUUCACAAAGUUCCCUACUCCCUUCUUCUGUUCCCCGCCAGAAAUCAAAGAUGUUCUAGUGGCGAUGUGGGCAUCGGCAACGGUUGAUGCUUGA